Molecule: messenger RNA, 3789 nt
Organism: Trichoplax adhaerens
Lineage: Eukaryota; Metazoa; Placozoa; Uniplacotomia; Trichoplacea; Trichoplacidae
Exons: 32
Coding region: 1-3789 (1262 amino acids)
Molecular function (GO): NAD+ poly-ADP-ribosyltransferase activity
Source: RefSeq, a predicted model, not a curated record
AUGGGAAUUUUUUCAAAUUAUACCUUUGCCUUGCAACUGAGUUAUAGCCUUCCUUUCAAGAAGAAACAAGAAAUACGUCGAUUAAUUACCAAUCAUGAUGGCACCAUCUCCUAUAUCAUCAAUCGAAAAACUCACUUUCUUGUGGUCGAUCAGAAUGAAGACUACCUCGAUAGUUAUAAAGGUAGAACAGCUGAUAAACUGGCUAUCCCCGUAGUAUCAGUGGAUNUUAUACACGCUUGUAACGAGAAGCAAGCAUUUCUCAAUCAUCAAGAAUUUCUUGUAUCCGUUAAAUUGUCACCUGAAUUAUUCGCUCAAGGCAAAGUGGUGGUACCAAAAGUUUCCUUUCAAGAAAAAUCUAAAUAUUCAGCUUUUGAUUUAAACAAGAUACCAGUUUGGACUGACAAUGAUCGCCAUAAUGAUACCUUUCAAAGCCGGUAUAAAGUUCUAAAACUAGUGCUAUUAAAGAAUGAUUCAGGCAGUAAGGAAAAGAAAUUUGCUGGCAUUGAAUUGCAGCAAGGAGAAACUGAAAAUUUAUCCUUUCGUGUCUAUGUGCAUCGUAAGAUUAUUAAAUACGAAAAGGAAGAUGAAAACAUCAAUUUGAGAAAUGCUCAUUGUCAAGAAAUCAAGGAAUAUCGAUAUUGUCCAAAUCUUGAUCAGGCAAUUCAGUUAUACUCCCAUCUAUAUAAUUUACACACCAAGUCACCGUAUCAUAUGCAGAAAUGCUGGACAAGACUUCCAAUUUGUAUUGGUUCAGAAAGAGCAAAUGAGGUUUUAAACUAUUUCCAAUCUGAAACCACAGACACCAUAGUAUCUGAAGAUGUUGCUUCGUUAACGCAAUGUUUAUGGGCAGAAGCCGUAGGAGAAUUAGAUGAAAUAUUAUCAUCAUCCGUGGAAGAGAUUACGAACGAAAAUAUUGCAUCAGCGGAAGGGAUUCUCCUCAAAUUAAAGACCUGCCUAUCCGAAAACCGCUAUGAUCAAAUCAGCAACCUUAGUCAACAAUUUUACUCCUUAAUUCCACACAAAAAUGAUGAUAGAACUAUUGAUUCAUUCCGAUUAAUUAGUGAUAAGCAAGAUCUUUGUCAAUUAAUACGGGACAUCAUUAAUGUUAGUGAAUUAACCGAUUGGAAGAUGGAUAGUAGUAUAAAUGCCAAGUAUAAAGCAUUAAAGUGUGAUAUUCAAAAUUUGGAAGAAAACAGCCAUGAAUUUAAAUCCAUAAAGAAUUAUACUUUAUCAUCCUGGAAAGGCGAGCCUACAACAAUAAAAAUUAAUAGAAUAUUUAGCUUAAGUCGGCAGAGCGAAGAGAGAUUAUUUACUCUUGACAUUGGAAAUAAAAAAUUACUCUUUCACGCUAGCCAUGUUGCUAACUUUGUUGGGAUCCUUUCCAGAGGUUUAUUAAUGCCUAGAAUUGUCGUUAGCAGUCAUGGUGGUAAAAGGUCUGAUGUUGGUCAUCUCGGCAGUGGAAUUUAUUUUGCUGAUUCACUUAACACCAGCUUGCAGUUUACUGAUGUUGGGAAAAUGUCUGGAAAUCGAAUGAUGAUUAUUAGUGAAGUUGCUUUAGGCAAGAGCAAGGAAUAUACUAAUAAACAGACAGAAUUAAAGUCUCCUCCACAAGGUUAUGAUAGCGUAAUUGGAAUUGCUGAAACUGAACAACAAUCAUCCAUGUAUAAGGCAAUACUAGCUAUUUACGAAAAUAACGAAUAUGCUAUAUUUGAUGAAAAGCAACAAAAACUCAGAUAUUUAGUCGAAUUCAACUUAGCUAGCGAUCCGAAAACGACAUCAACGUUAAAAUUAAAUUAUCCGGAAACUUUGCAAGAUCAGCCUGCGCCUUCGCAUCUGUUUCUUGAUAAUUCAGCCGAAAUUGAUAUAACCAAGCUACUAAAUGGGACAGCCAAAAGAGUCAGUGAAGCUGGAUUAAAGACUUCAAAUGAUAUUUCCAUACCAUUAACAGACGUUCAUUUCAGAGCUAAAUUAUUGGAUUUAGCCGCAGAGGUGGUGGUAUUACAAUGCUAUUUUAACAAAUCAUCACAACCAAUUGAAGCAAAAUAUGUAUUUCCUCUGGAUGAUAGAGCAGCAGUAUGUGGGUUUGAAGCCUUUAUCAAUAACAAACAUAUUAUUGGCCAAGUCAAAGAAAAAGAGAAAGCGCAUAAAGAAUAUGAAGCUGCUGUAGCUAGAAAAGAUGGAGCUUACCUAAUGGACGAAGAAUCACCAGAUAUUUUUACUGUCAGCGUUGGGAAUUUACCUCCUAAUUCUAAAGUAUUAAUCAAAAUAACUUAUGUCACCGAGUUGUCUAUGGAAGGUGACUGUUUCGACUUUUUCCUGCCAUCUAAUCUGGCUCCGUGGAAAAAACAAGAAGCACUAUCCAAUGUAACCCAGGAUGCAGUGAGUACGGUCAAGAUUAACGAAGUCAAAUCAGUCAAUGCAACGGUUCAGGUUCGAGUUGAAAUGCCGUUCGAAAUUAGAUCGAUUAGCUCGCCAACACAUCAAAUUAGACAAAAAACGACUGCUACUAAAGCUGUGGUGGAAACUGGACAAAUGACAAAGUUCGAUAAUGGAUUUCGAUUAUUAAUACGAUUAGCGGAAAUUCACGUACCAAGAAUGUGGGUUGAAAAAUAUCCAGAUACUGAUAGCCAGGCAUGCAUGUUAACUUUCUAUCCAGAGUUUGAUGUAACAGAAAAUCCUCGACCAGAAAUUAUCAUAGCUCUAGAUAUGUCAAAUUCCAUGAAGCAAUGCUUAAUGGAUACCCAGAAGAUUGCAGCUUUAAUCUUGACGAAUCUUCCUCCAGAGUGUCGAUUUAAUAUUGUUGUAUUUGGUUCAGCACAUAACGAGCUAUUCCCGAUGUACCAAGAAGUGAGUAAAGAAUCGGUUAAUAUGGCAAUAAAAUUUAUCGGAUCCUUGUCGGCGUCUUGGGGAAAUAGCAAUUUUUACCACGUUAUCGAUAAUUUUACGCAUAUCGUUAAAGAACUAAAAGCCAAUUCCGUUUCUAACGUAUUCUUAAUUUCCGAUGGACAUUUUGGCGAUGAAAAUUCCAUUACUGCCAUUUUAAGGCGUGAUAAAAUAGACAAUUUGAGAUUAUUUACCUUUUCUACUGGAGAUACGAGUAAUCGUUAUUUUAUGCGUACUUUGGCGAAAAUUGGAGCUGGCUAUCAUGAACACUUCGAUACAAAAUUUAGAUCCAAAUGGCAACAAAAGAUACAAAAUCAAAUUUAUAAAGCUUCUCAACCAACAUUAACAUCAGUAGCUGUCCACUGGCAGCAAUUUGAUGAUAAUCCUCAACAACUUAUGCAGGCUCCCGCUGAUAUCGUUAGUUUGUUUAAUGGAUCAAGACAAGUUAUAUAUGGUUUUGUUUCCAAUUGUACGCAGGCUACUUUGGAAGCCAGCAUUGGUGAAAUCCAAAUUUCUACUGUCGUAUCUACAUCCGAAUUGUGUAUCACAACAGGAAGGAUUCUACAUCAAUUGACAGCGCGAGCUCUAAUUCGUGAUUACGACGACGGAGUCUAUAAUAUAAAGCGCACCACCCAUGAGGCUUUUAAAAUAGAUCGGAAAGAAGAUAUCAUUAAAAUAAGCCAACGCUAUUCUAUUGUCAGCCCAUUUACGAGUUUCGUAGCCAUUGAAGAUCGUAGCCAGGACCAAAGUGACCGAAGAGAAUCCUUCGAUUUAAGUAAAUUAAUAAGACUUGAAGACAUCGAUGAUCUAUCUUAUGUGGGUUGGAGAGGAAAGACGCUAAAUGGACACGGUAAUUAUUUUGUUAUUCUAGCAGUAGUUGUAUUUACAUCCAAAAGACGGAAGUAA